CGCAACUUUUGCGUUUAUAAAUAUUAUCGAACUAACCCAGAGAAACAAUUCGAGUACCAUAAUGCGUUCAUAAACUCUACGAAGAAGAUAAAAUAAAAAUGAUGGCAAGUCCAAAGUUCCAAGAAUCUUUAAAUCAAUUACCAACAAUAACAUCAGAUAUUAAUCAAUCAAGUGUAAAUUUUAAAUCACAAGAGCUAAAUGAUUUAAAUUCCAGUAUUUUAGCUAACACUGAACUGAUUAACUUGAGAGAAAAACCUCAAGAAAGUAUUGAAAUUUUUCAAUCAAUUGUUAAUGCUUUAUUUGGUGAUGCAGGCGACGUAAGUUCAGAUGAAGAAAAUGCUUUUGAAGACUCUGAGAAAGACAAAAGUCUGAAAGAAAAACUAAGUUUUAGUCAAAGUGAUAAUGAAGAAGUAGAAUGUGAUGAAAUUCCAAAGCUCAUUAUUAAUAAUAUUGUUCCAAAUACUGAUGACGAAAGUAAUAAAACUGAAGAAGACGAACAAACCAAUGCAGCAAUAAUCAAUGUAAUAAUUCCAAAAAUUUCAACAGAUUUAGGUCAUGAUAUUUAUUUUAUAAAAUUACCAAAUUUUUUAUCAGUUGAAGCAAAGCCUUUUAAAAAAGAAAAUUAUGAAGAUGAAAUUGAUGAAGAAGAUACUCUAGAUGAGGAAAGAAGAGUAAGGCUUAAGUUAAAAGUUGAGAAUACAAUACGAAUAAGAGAAACAGUUGAUGAUUCUAAAAACAUUAUUAAAGAAAGUAAUACUAGAUUUGUUAAGUGGUCUGAUGGAAGUAUGUCAUUACAAGUUGGUUCUGAAGUUUUUGAUGUUUAUAAAGAACCAUUACAAGGAGACCAUAACCACCUGUAUAUUCGUCAAGGAACAGGUCUACAAGGUCGAGCUGUUUUUAAAACAAAAUUAUCAUUUCGACCAUAUUCAACAGAUUCAUUUACUCAUAAAAAAAUGACUGUAUCAUUGGCUGAUCGUUUUCAAAAAGCAUCAGGAAUUAAAAUUUUAUCACAAGUAGGUUAUAACCCCGAAUUAAAUCGAGAAGAAAUGAUAAAGAAAGAUAGUAAAAAACUAAACAAUGAAAAUGCUAAAAGUAAAAAACCAAAAAAUAAAAGAAAAAGAAGAACGUCAGAAAGUACUUCUGGGUAUAAUGAUGGUGUUCGUACAAAUGAUUCUGACGAUGAAGAUGCAAUAUCACUAGCAGCAAUUAAAAAAAAAUAUAAAACAAAAAACAUUGAUCGUUUUCCUCGUGCUCCAUCUACUCAGUCUAAUGACGAUGAAUCUGAAUUUGAAGAAACUUUAGCUAAAAAAUAUUCUAAAAACUUGAUAUUCCAUGAUUCAGAUGGCGAAGAAGAUACAAUUAAUGAUAGCCAAGCUAAAUCUGAUGAUAAAGUUACUGAAGAAAACAGUAAUUCUAAUUAA
Molecule: messenger RNA, 1421 nt
Organism: Microplitis demolitor
Lineage: Eukaryota; Metazoa; Arthropoda; Insecta; Hymenoptera; Braconidae
Product: RNA polymerase-associated protein LEO1
Exons: 3
Coding region: 99-1421 (440 amino acids)
Biological process (GO): transcription elongation by RNA polymerase II; positive regulation of transcription elongation by RNA polymerase II
Cellular component (GO): nucleus; Cdc73/Paf1 complex
Molecular function (GO): RNA polymerase II C-terminal domain phosphoserine binding
Source: RefSeq, a predicted model, not a curated record